GCAGCAGCAGAUGUGUGUCAUUUACUCUCUCUGUCUCUCUCUUCAUUACUUCAGCAGCAGAAGAUCAUUUGGAGCUCAAAAAGAGCAGAUCUUCAUGACCAAAGUUAAGAUGUCGUGGCACUCCAUGUACAAAAGCUCCAAGUUCCGGCAUGUUUAUGGAAAAGCGGGAAGCAGGGAACAGUGUUACGAGGGAAUUCCCAUCACUCACAGCGUCCAUGACAACCACUUCUGUGCCGUUAACCCCAAAUUCCUCGCCGUGGUCACCGAGAGCGCAGGAGGAGGCGCGUUCCUCGUUAUCCCACUUCAUAAGCCGGGGAGAAUAGACCCUCAUCACCCAAAGGUCUGCGGCCACCAGGGCAGCGUGAUGGACAUCAGAUGGAGUCCGUUCAUGGACAACAUCAUCGCGUCCAGCUCCGAGGACUGUACGGUGAGAAUCUGGCAGAUUCCUGACGGCGGUCUGAGGAGGAACAUGACCGAAGCUCUGAUGAUCCUGAUUGGUCACAGCCGGAGGGUGGGGCUUAUCGAGUGGCAUCCCACCUGCAGCGGCAUCCUGCUCAGUGCCGGAUACGACUGCAAGAUUCUGAUCUGGAACCUGGAGGAGGGCGUGGCUGUGAAGAUGAUUGACAGCCAUCCAGACGUCAUCCUCUGUAUGUCCUUCAACACCGAUGGAAGUUUACUGGCCACCAGCUGUAAGGAUAAAAAACUGCGCAUUAUUGAUCCACGUUCAGGGAAAGUUCUUCAGGAAGCAGACUGUAAAAGCACCAGAGUGAACCGCGUGGUGUUUCUGGGUAAUCUGAAGCGUGUCCUCACCACGGGCGUCUCCAGGUGGAACACUAGACAGAUUGCAUUGUGGGAUCAGGAGGAUCUGUCUGCUCCCAUCACAGAGGAGGAGAUCGACGGGCUGUCUGGUGUCCUCUUCCCCUUCUAUGAUGCUGACACACACAUGCUUUAUCUGGCCGGGAAGGUGAGCCACUCUCCAGUAAAACAAUCUGAAGCAUGCAGAACUGUGGGUCAUCUUACUGUCGAGAUGGUCUCGCAUCCACAGGGAGACGGAAACAUCAGGUAUUACGAGGUGAGUCCUGAGAAACCCUUCCUGCAGUUCCUGAUGGAGUUCAGAUCGCCGGCUCCGCAGAAGGGUCUGGGUGUGAUGCCCAAACGCGGCAUGGAUGUGAGCGAGUGUGAGAUCUUCAGGUUUUAUAAGCUGGUGACUCUGAAAGGUCUGGUGGAGCCCAUCUCCAUGAUCGUCCCGCGCAGGUCUGAGACGUAUCAGGAGGAUAUUUUCCCGAUGACGGCGGGCACAGAAUCAGCCCUGUCGGCCGCUGAGUGGCUCAGUGGGAUUGACAGAGGGCCACAGCUGAUUUCCCUUAAAGAAGCUUAUAAACGUCCAAAUCCAGCAGGUCUCAGAGCAUCUAAACGGGACAGACGGACAGUGAAGGGCAUCGACCUGCUGGAGAACAUUACACCGAACACAGACAAAGAGCUCCUGAAGAUGGUCUUCAAGCAGCAGGAUGAAAUUAGGAAACUCAAAGAUGAACUCGGAGAAAAAGACGAGAGAAUCCGACAACUGGAGCUGGAGCUCAAGAACCUGAGAAACACGUGACGAGCAAAACAGAGCUGCUUGUUCGGGUUGUUAAGGUUACACUCAACAACAACAAAAAACUAAUAGUUUUAUGAUUUUAUGGAAUUUAAUAACAUUAUUGAAGAUGGAUGUACGUUUGUACGGCUCUCACUUGUGGUUUUAAAGGGACAGUUCACCCAAAAAUGAAAAGUCAUGCAUUAUUUACUCCCCCUCAUGUUCUUCAAACCCAUAUGCUGAUAUUUUUCAGUAUAAUGAUGUUCAGCUGAUGUCUUGAAACAUUGCAGUGCUACUUUCAUUAUAUUCAAAACAGAAGCUCUGACAUUCAGGUAAACAUUUUCCAUAGAAGAAAGUAAGUCAUACAGGUUUAGGAUGACAUAUUGGGGAGUAUUUGAUGAAUUUUCAUGUUUUGGUGAACUCUUUCUUUAAGAUACAGAUGUGCAAAUGAAGUCUUGAUGUUUACAAGUUCAAACAGAUGUGCUUCUUCAUUUGUAGAGGAAGCGAAUGAAGUGCUUCCGGUUGUUUGCCAGCAGAUGGCACCAGAGGAGAGAGAGCAAACUCAUCUCAAAGUCUUAGUCUGCUCUAUAUAUACAUGAGAUGUUCAAAAUCAGUCAUUGUGUUGGUUAUUUAUGCUGGCUUGAUUUGUAAGUAGGACAUGACAUGUUUACAAAUAAAAUAUUGCUCAA
Molecule: messenger RNA, 2262 nt
Organism: Sinocyclocheilus grahami
Lineage: Eukaryota; Metazoa; Chordata; Actinopteri; Cypriniformes; Cyprinidae
Gene: coro2bb
Product: coronin, actin binding protein, 2Bb
Exons: 11
Coding region: 11-1600 (529 amino acids)
Molecular function (GO): actin filament binding
Source: RefSeq, a predicted model, not a curated record